AUGAGGCAGCGAGGUAUGUCAGAUGCGGACAAAAUGUUUAGGCGCGCGUUGAAUAACCUGCGCGUCAAAGCUUGCACGAGCGAAGACUUAGCGCUCUUUCGAACACGUGUCGUGGGCGUCUUCUCUUCUGCAGCUCAACCCGCUGGUCUUGACCUCGAACGACUGCACUACGCUUCAGUAAUCACGGCACGAAACUCUCAUCGGGAUGCAAUAAACGAGGUAGGCUCCAUGGUGUUUGCUGCGCGCAGUGGGCAGUCGCUAAUGGAAUUUCGCUCGGUAGACUCAUGGGCGAUUGAACGCGCUACUCAAUCUGUGCGUAGCCAACAACGAGAGACCGGGAUGUCUUUGGAUCCGGUUCGAUCUAGUAACACUAUUCAUCGCGAAAUACAGCAGGUACUUUGGGAUAUCUCUCCCUGUAUGACUGAGCAUCACGCGGGGACAUUAAAGCUCGCAAAGGGUAUGCCAGUAUUGCUCAAAAAUAAUGAGGCGACAGAGUUGUGUGCAACAAACGGUGCGCAGGGUAUAGUUUACGACUGGACCGCGACGACAGACGCUAACGGCUUUAAUGUGCUAGAAGUGCUUUUUGUGAAGUUGCUGAACCCUCCUAAAGAGGUACACGUCGAAGGCCUGCCACCCAAUGUCGUUCCAAUACCGCGUACGAAGGCGCGUGUUAAAUGCGUCCUUCCUUACUCAACAAAGCACGUUCAUAUAGACAGGGAACAGGUGAUGGUGCUUCCUAAUUUUGCUAUGUCAGAUUUUGCAUCCCAAGGUCUCACGCGUUCUUUUAAUCCAGUACACCUCGAGUUCUGUCGGACUUGUCAAGCUUUGUAUACAUGCCUUUCGCGUAGCGCAUCCCUAGAAGGUACUGUAAUCCUGGGUGAAUUCGAUGAGCGGAAAAUGGUCGGCGGUCUGUCGCCUCCAUUGAGGCGGGAGUUCGUCGACUUCGAGAUACUCGACGAUAUCACGCGGCUCGCUUACGAGGACAAGCUCCCUGCGUCAGUGAGUCGAGGAUACAGGUCGGAAGCUGUGAGCACGUUUCUUCGAGUGAUGUCCAGUGCUUAUUGUCCACCUCAUAUUCAUCCUGCGCUCGACUGGCGGUCAUACAAGACAGAUCAGCAUGUAGAGAAACCAGAACCGUGGCAGAUGCUGUCACGUGGAUCCAAACGUAGAGGGAAGACGUCAGCCAUGAAACGCAAGGCUGAAGCCUCCGUACAGGAGACUAUAUGGGAUACAAGUCGCCCGAGUAAGCGUGUAGCGCGACGAGUAGACCGUAACGUCACUGGCGGGAUUCGCCACGCCGGUCGGGUCCAACCGUCGGGUUUCGUGUGGGACAGUGCGGAUUACAGUUGCGCGUACGACAGCAUCCUCACUAUCUUAUGGAACUUGUAUUCGGAGAACAGCGUCGAGUUUGCGUUGCGGGUUUCAAACGUCUCGUCCUCGUUCGACGAAGCCGUCCGGUGCUUUAGGUCAAUCAACGAACAUCCAUCGGAAAUGGAGAUGCAGCGUGACGUGCUCCGAGAUUUCUUCUCUGCCGCGGACGCUGCUCGGUUUCCUCGUCGUGGCGCGACUCUGGCUGCGGUCUCGGAUGUUAUAGAACAUCUAGUAAGACGACCCGGAGGAUAUGGAUACCGCGUGCGGAGGUGUCGCUAUUGCACGAAUAUCGUUAUUGGAGCCAAUGAAGCGCGACAAACUCUGUCCACCGGUUUGGUGUACAUAGACGUACGGUAUGAUCUGCGAGACGUUCGCGAUGACAACAGGACUCUGUCUGCUCGGGUAGCCGGUGUGCUGUGUGGAGGGUCGGACAACACGUGUACACGGUGCGCGAUGGAUACUUCUGUAUCCCUGGUGACUGACAAGGUUCCACCUAUAGUGUGUGCAGAACUAUAUCCUCAAGGGCAUCCGAUGCACCUGGACAUUGACCGCGAGCUUAUGCUAAACGUGAACGGACGGUUGUGUAAGUGGUCGGUGCGAGGUCUUAUCUAUUGGGGAGCUGACCAUUUUACCUGCAGGUUUGUCGAUUUAGAGGGCCAGGUUUGGUAUCACGAUGGUAUAUCCACCGGUCGUAAUUGUGCCAGGGAGUCGUCCUUAGCAGAUGCUGACCUAUGUCACGCGCGCGGACGUCAGCUGUCCCAUGUUGUGUACUUUUUGGCGAGUGCGUGA
This is a messenger RNA of Trametes versicolor FP-101664 SS1, 2160 nucleotides long. RefSeq lists its product as uncharacterized. The record is from RefSeq and is a predicted model, not a curated record. The transcript has a single exon. NCBI's taxonomy places the organism in Eukaryota, Fungi, Basidiomycota, Agaricomycetes, Polyporales, Polyporaceae. The coding region runs from base 1 to 2160 and encodes 719 amino acids.